AUGGCUCGCGGACAGAAAAACCCGGAAAUUACUGAAACAAGAAACGGAGUCACAAAUUAUAUUAACUUUAUGAAAGACUUCUAUCCUCGCGAAUCGGCAUUUCCUGUCCAAGUGGAUUAUUUGAAACAGUACAUUGAUUACAAGGUUAAAGCGGGCAAGCUGCAAAUUAAAUAUUUAAAAUUGUACGUAACGAACAUUAAGGCUCAUAACGAAGCUCUUGGAUUUAGUUGGGCUUUUGGUGCUAUUAUAAAAACAGCUUUGGUAGUCGUUUCUUCUAACUUACUACCCACUGACAUUAAUUCUUCUAACUUGAAUGCCUACUCGCUCCAGAGUUCUGAUUCUUUGUGUAACUCACAAUUCAGACAAUCUUACGACCAGAAUUCUUCUGGUAUCAAUACAUUGAAUGUUUCAGUUGAUAAUAAUAUUCAAGCAAAUAUCACACAGAACGACAACUUUCUUUACAAUCCGAGUCCUUGUGAUGCACGUCCCUUUCUUCCAGCUGAAAUUAGUGCGCCAAACAUCGUUCCCCUUCCCACUGGCAUUAACUCUUACAUCCAACUGAUGCACUUAAGAUCUAAUCAAUUUGAUACACAACACGUUAUACCAAGCAACAAUUUUCCUACUGUUCCAACUGAUAAUGCUUAUUUUUUAAUUUCCCGUGAUGAACGUCCCUUUCACUCACCUGGAAUUAAUGCUUCAAAUAACAUUCCUCUUCACAUUGAUACUCAACAUACCUGUAUUAUACCAAACAAUAACUUUAUUUAUAGUCAGAGUUUCCCUGAUGCUCGACCCUCUCUCCAACCUGAAAUUAAUGCAAAUUUUCAAAAUACUUUUCUUAACCAAUUGCCUAAUCCUAAUAUUGGUGUGCAAGAAUUAGAAAAGCAAAAUUUUAUUUCUAACGCAUGGAAACAAAUUUAUGACUCACAAAGAAAAUUGCUUAUUUAUAUUCUUUAA
Molecule: messenger RNA, 954 nt
Organism: Racocetra fulgida
Lineage: Eukaryota; Fungi; Glomeromycota; Glomeromycetes; Diversisporales; Gigasporaceae
Source: the annotation of a GenBank genome assembly